AUGACCUCAGGGUCGCCCGCAACAUCCGCAACGGCGAGUCCUCCUGCUGCUGACGGUGCUGAGGAUUCGGCCACUUCGACGCCGACGAACACACCGGCCGAACCAACGACUGAUGGUGCACCAGACACCCAAGCCACCGACACACCAUCCACGGCAAUACCGGCCCCUAUCUCAGGCAAUGGGCUGAGCACCGGCGCCGUAGUUGGGAUCGCAGUUGGAUGUGCCGUGGCAGGUCUGGUCAUUGGCCUGCUAGCCUCCGUCUUCCUACUCCGAAGGCGCAGGAAACCCGACCCGGAACCACGGGCGGUCGAGUCGCGACUGGGGGAAAGGAGGCGCGACUCCCGAGCCUUGACGGCCACACCGGUCGAGCCUGUCACGGCUGUUUCGGGUCUGGAACAGUUCCUCGCGAUCCCGAAGUCGGACAAGGAGCUAAGCGGGGAGCUGCAGAGCCUGGGCUACCUGAUCCAGCAACACGUCGAGGACAAUUAUCACCUCUUGCCCGUGGGGCAGGACACCGACUCUUUGAGCCAGGCGCUGGAGGAUUUGGGGCUGGAUGAUUGUAGGAGCGCGCUGCCUAAGACAGAUUGGCUAGCGGCCAUGGUCGUGGACCCAAGGACGAGGCUUGUGGCUCUGCAGCACGUCAUCGCGAGGGUCAUUUUUGGAAGCCUGUCGGUCGAGCCAAUGGGAAAGAUGUCGAUGCUGCCUCCCUCAGUAUCAAGUCUGGUGCGAACUAUUUCCGUUGCCCUCACGCGCUGGCGUCAGCUCACGGCCUUUCUGCUCAACCCGAGUCGCAGUGAGCGGGGUGUCAUCGUCCCCACGGAUACAUCACUAGAGCCUCAGGCAAGGCAGCUCCUCGGGGAGAUGAAUAAAUUCCUAGGGCGUUUCGUCGACGAGAAUAAUCGCCAGCACCAGCAAGAUCACCUGCGAGAUGUGGUGCUGGAGUGCACAAAGCUCGGCUACGCCAUCUUCUCGCAGCCGGCAGAUUUCACGUGGAAUUUUGGGUCAGAAAGCGGCAGGGACAUCAUGGUGUGCCCGGGAAUGGAGAAAGUAAGCGACAGCCAGGGCGCCAGGUGUCAGCCGGAAAUGAUGUUCCCUCCCGAGGUGCAUCGUGUGUAA
This is a messenger RNA of Diaporthe amygdali, 1116 nucleotides long. RefSeq lists its product as uncharacterized. The record is from RefSeq and is a predicted model, not a curated record. The transcript has 3 exons. NCBI's taxonomy places the organism in Eukaryota, Fungi, Ascomycota, Sordariomycetes, Diaporthales, Diaporthaceae. The coding region runs from base 1 to 1116 and encodes 371 amino acids.